Messenger RNA from Drosophila guanche, 1688 nucleotides. It is a transcript of the gene Cyp12e1, whose product is annotated as probable cytochrome P450 12e1, mitochondrial. The coding region runs from base 40 to 1626 and encodes 528 amino acids. The record is from RefSeq and is a predicted model, not a curated record. Gene Ontology annotation, molecular function: monooxygenase activity; oxidoreductase activity, acting on paired donors, with incorporation or reduction of molecular oxygen; heme binding. The transcript is spliced from 6 exons. NCBI's taxonomy places the organism in Eukaryota, Metazoa, Arthropoda, Insecta, Diptera, Drosophilidae.
GGUUUAUUAAAGAAAUGAAGCGAGUGAGCAGUCUUCAAUAUGUUGUCGCUGCAGUUGAACGCAAGAAGACAGGCCUCGUGGCAGAUCUAUCAGCUGUAUAGGAAUGUGGCCAGCAAAACUUCUACAGCUGUGGAAACGAUUAGCUUGGAGCAGGCUAAGCCCUAUUCGGAGGUGCCGGGUCCAACUAAGUUCCACAUGAUAAGAGCUUUUAUGCCGGGCGGCCGCUACCAAAAUGUGCCCACCCAUGAAAUGUUUCUGGAUUUGAGUCGCCAGUAUGGAGGGCUCUUUCGCUUGCCCAGCCUUGCGGGCACCGACAUGGUCUUGACCAUGAACCCCCCAGACUAUGCGAAGGUCUUCCGCAACGAGGGCCAGUGGCCACACAGACGAAACUUCACCACUGUCGAAUACUUCAGAAAGAAGCGCAGGCCAGAGGUGUUUGGGGAGUACGACGGCUUGGUCUCUGGGAAUGGUCCUGCUUGGGGCAAGUUGCGAACGGCUGUAAAUCCGAUCCUGCUGCAGCCCCGCAAUGCCAAGUUGUACCUGAAGAACCUCGUGCAGGUCAGCGAUGAGUUUCUGGAACGCAUUCGCCUCAUCCGCGAUCCGGUUAGCCAGGAAAUGCCUGAUGACUUUACCGAGGACAUUCGCAACUUGGUAAUCGAAUCCAUAGGCUCGGUGGCUCUCAACACCCAUCUGGGUCUGCUGGGCGAGAACCGCGACAGCCAGGAGGCCAAGCAGCUAAAAGCUGCCCUGCAAGACGUCACCGAGCUGGGCUUCCAGCUGGACAUGCUGCCGCCCAUCUGGAAGUAUCUGCCAGUGCCAAAGUUCACGCGACUGAUGCGCUCCCUGGACACCAUCACGGACUUCUGUUGCGUUCACAUUGAGGAGGCGCUGAAGCGCAUCGAGGAGGAUGUCAAGGCUGGUAAAAUUUCCUCGGAUGUGGGAUUGGAGGCAAGUCUGCUGGAGAAGUUAGCUCGCUUCGAUCGCCAAGCUGCCAUCAUCAUUGCCAUGGACUUUCUCUUUGCUGGCGCAGAUCCGACCCUCGUCAGCCUGGGUGGCAUUCUGCUUAGUCUGGCCAAGAACCCCGACAAGCAGGCUCGACUUCUCGAGGAGCUCAAGCCGAUACUGCCGGCCAAGGAUUCGCCCCUGAACAUGGAGAACAUGAGCAGUCUGCCCUAUCUGCGGGCCUGCAUCAAGGAGGGCAUUCGCCUCUAUCCCAUUGGACCGGGCACCGUGCGCCGCAUGCCCCACGACGUGGUACUCAGUGGCUAUCGCAUCGUCGCAGGCACCGAUGUGGCCAUAGCGGCCAACUAUCAGAUGGCCAACUUGGAGAAGUAUGUACCCAGGGUGCGGGAGUUCCUGCCCGAGCGCUGGCUGCGUGACGAGUCCAGCUCGAGGCUGGUAGGAGAGACGGCCACUCCCUUCAUGUAUCUGCCCUUUGGCUUCGGGCCGCGGGCCUGCGCCGGCAAGCGGAUCGUGGACAUGAUGCUGGAGAUAGCCGUCGCCCGGCUGGUGAGGAACUUUGAGAUUGGCUUCGACUAUCCCAUUGAGAAUGCCUUCAAGACUCAUUUCUUUGUUCAGCCGAAUAUUCCCUUCAAGUUUAAGUUUGUGGACCGCAAGGAGGAGUAAUGAAGGGGGGGAUGCGGAUACAUAUAAGAAUGGAAUGACCAAAUAAAUGCACUUCACAGACA